AUGGUAUUCGACAGAGCCGGUGUCGUGUUCAUUUUCAACUUUCACGCGACAAACAGCUAUCCUGAUUACAGAGUCGGUGUUCCCGCAUCGGGGAAGUAUCCUUGAAUUACUGUAUUGGUGGGUUCCAUUAAGCGUCGAUACAGGGCAGUCAAGGAAAUCAAUUUUAUUUAUUUGCCUCCAAACACAAGACUACAAACGCGCAAGUUGUAACAAACCUGCAGCAGACUUGUAGCAAUGCUGUUCCAACAACUUUUCAACAGGAUGUGUUCGCACUGCUUGUUCCCAGCUUGUUGACAUGUUGUCAAAGGCUUGUUGGCAACUUGCUACAAGGUUGUUGAGCUCAACAGAUUUGUUACAAGUUUUUCCAACAACUUGUUAUCGCCCUGCAACUCAACAAUUUGUCAACAAGUUGUGAGUGACAACCUUGUAGCAACUUGACAAAAUGACAGCAUUGUUACAACUUGUUGACAAGCUUGCCACAAGCCUGUUGCGAACACAUCUUGUUGACAAGUUGUGGGAUUUCAGAUCCGCAGCUCUAUCGAUUCAAGUGCAUGGGCAGAACAUAAUUUUGUAUACCAACAUGCGAGUUAUUCCUCAAGAAAAGGACUAUUACAAGUUCUGAAGAACGUGAACAUUUUCCUUGAUAAAUACCUCCAGAUAUAAACUAGUUUUGGAUUCAGACGCCGAAGAAUUUGGUGGCCACAAGAGGAUUACUCCUGGUUGUGAAUACACCGUGGAUGAAAUGAGUUAUAAUGAUCGACCUUAUUCAACUUUGGUAGGAAAAAUAUCUGUAUUACCCUGGCUCUAAAUGGGUUUAAAUUUUCUAAACCUUUUGGUCUGAUAGCUGACAAAUGAUGAAACAGUAAUUUGGAACUGACAUCUUACAAAAUAUCUUAACUGAUAGCUGUCAAACGAUUAAACAGUAAUUUGGAUCUGACAUCUUACAAAAUAUCUUCACUGAUAGUUGACAAAUGAUGAAACAAUAAUUUGGAACUAACAUCUUACAAAAUAUCUUAACUGAUAGUUGACAAACGAUGGAACAGUAAUUUGGAACUGACAUCUUACAAAAUAUCUUAACUGAUAGCUGACAAACGAUGGAACAGUAAUUUGGAACUGACAUCUUACAAAAUAUCUUAACUGAUAGUUGACAAACGAUGAAAUGGUAGAACUGACAUCUUAUAAAAUAUUUUGUGUGCGGCAUUUGUCGUUUAUGACAUGUGUAUAUAAACAUUCUUGAUUUUGUCCUUUUAAAUUGCAGGUUUACAUUCCUUGUCGAACAGCACUGAUACUCGCCCAUGUGGAUUAA
Messenger RNA from Paramuricea clavata, 1306 nucleotides. The record is from the annotation of a GenBank genome assembly. NCBI's taxonomy places the organism in Eukaryota, Metazoa, Cnidaria, Anthozoa, Malacalcyonacea, Plexauridae.